CUGUUUCCAACUUGUCUUUUCUGUCAGAGAUCAUACAGACAUCCCCAGACGCAGCUAUUCAACACUUCGCUGAUUCGACAAUGGAAACAAAUCGAAGCUGACCUGCGGACGAACGCACGUAAGGUUUGACAAACAAAACAGGAUGUGAGAAACUGUCAACAGUCACGUGAGUUUUGACAAACAAAUCGUUGUGAGAAAGUCAACAGUCUGUCCCUCAUCCGCCGACAGCGCUCACCUAUCAGCGCUCACUUUUCGUCGCUCUCGUCCGUGCGGAGGGAGGAAGGGGAAUGAGGGAGGGAGGGAGGUAGAGGGAAGAAGUUUAUUGACGAGAGAGGAGGGAUGGGUGGGGGAUUCCGCAAGAGUUCCUCACCCGCUGCCGUUGCUGCUGCCGGCGGUUUAUUAGCGUGUUCAGGCUGGUGAUUAACUCACAUUCUUCUAACCUAGGAUAAGCCUGCACAAAAGCCACCUGAAAGUCACAUUUCACGGAAACCGUCUUGUCCUGCCGAGUCAUCAGUGCAGGUACUCGUGUUGGUGCCACACGUGGUGAAACUUGUUCACCGAGCUCAUCUGAGAUGUCCGCUCCCGGUAUGGACACCAGGUUUCUGUCCGGGGCCUACGCAGUACCGUCUCAACGCUCCACUGACUGUUUCUUCGACUGGGACCACCACACACCCUCAUCCUCGACCUUCCACAAUGGGGCGGCAGACACGAAAGGCAUGGAAGCCUGCGUUUUGGGCUCCACCUCCGGCCGUUUCCUCUUGGACGCGGGGAGAUUCGACCCUCUGCCCGAGCCUGUCAUGUGGAGGGACACCGUCGACAACGACUCACCCAGGCACGAUGCAGAGUCAUUCAGCAACGUGGGGGACAACUCCCCGCUAUCGGACGGUACCUGUGACGACAGGUCUGAGAGUGGCGGCCCCUGGCUGCACCCCAAGCUGCUCAAUGUGCGGGCACAGCUGGAGAAGAAGUCUCUGUGGGAUGCAUUUGAUGAGCUGGGCACAGAGAUGAUCGUCACAAGGACUGGCAGGUACAUGUUCCCAACAUUUGGAGUCCGGCUAUUCGGACUGGACCCUCAUUAUAAGUACUUAUUGAUGAUGGACUUUGUGCCGGUGGACGACUGGAAGUAUCGUUACUUGCUCCGCUCCAGAUCCUGGGUAGUGACCGGAGUAGCAGACCUCGACAUGCCGGGUAGAAUUCAUGUUCACCCGGACUCUCCAGCGACAGGUGCAGAGUGGAUGAAAAAUGUUGUCAGUUUUUCAAAGCUAAAACUGACAAACAAUCGGCUGGAUGACAACGGUUAUAUCAUUCUGAAUUCCAUGCGUAAGUACCAGCCUCGUUUCCACGUGGUCUGUGUCAACCCAAAGACAGAAGACGUUUCUCAGACGAAGAACUACCGGACUUUCAGCUUCAGGGAGUGUCAAUUCAUGGCCGUCACAGGUUAUCAUAACCAUAGAAUAACGCAGCUGAAGAUUGCGUCCAACCCAUUCGCCAGCGCCUUCAGGGACUGCGACCCCAACGACUGGCGAGUUGUCGCCUGGCGGUCGUGAGCUUCGUGGGGAUUCGGUGUGGAUCAGCCCAUUCCUUGCUCAAGUGACGCCACGUUUGUUGUCUUCCUUUUCUUCAAGUGACGAUGUUUGUUGUGAUCUUUGUUCUUGCAACGCCAUAUUUGUUUUCGUCCUUGUUAAAGCGACGCCAUGUUUGUGAAAAUCGUUUGUGCUGUGAACAUGUGACUUUGCUGGGCCAAAAUGAGUCAGUGGUCAGUGCUGCAAGACUGUUAUAACAUGGCAUGAAAGGGUGGGGAUAGGGCUGUAGUGUGGGUUGGCCCUUCUAUUCUAUUCGUAAGAAAAGUGGGCACGUAAACAAACUGACUGGCUGAAGGUGGACACCAAUUGGUUGUUGUGGUAUGUCAUGUGGUGUGACUGGCCAAUCAAAUGCAUGAAUGCCACGUGCCAGAUCUUUCGAUAUUGAGUUUGGAGCCAAACUGAAAGCUUUUUGCUAGAGACUCUUCGGGAGGUAACAUCGAAGUGAGUUCGCAGGUCGAGACCUCGCUACCUCGUGGUCAGCUAUGGCGCCUCAGACAGAAAACUUGGGGGAAUAGGGACGAGGACCAAGAAAGUUAUCAAAGCCCGCUCAGACGAACUUAAGCGUAAACGAAGAGUGACUUUUGACCCUGUGAACUACGACCGAUUCCUGGCAGCGUAGUGGGAGAAGUCGCUCUGGUCACAAGAGUCGCCGCUGAGUUCUACGUCAAGAAACUCCAGGCCUCUGGUGACGGUACUGAGGUGCACCAGGUGCACGGGGACGAUCCGUGUGAGAAUCCGUCCCAACCUUCGACAUCAUACAUCUCUCGUCGAGGAGUCGGACAACAGAAGACCGAAGUCAUCGAACACAAAUAUUUCUUCUGCGGCAUGUCGACAGGGCCCUCCACACAGCGAGAGACCAUCGUGCGAAAACACAAGUGACAGUUGUGGGUGUCCAUCAGAGACUUACACAUCACACGGCGAAGGCUUGGGUGAACUCAGUGGCAUGUGUAUGAGAAUUGUACGGAAUGAGUGAUUGUGCAGGGUUGUGAGCGUGGAAGUUAAGAAUAGAUUGACUCACUAGAUAUCUGGGUAAUUAGAUUAACGGGACAUCUAGAUAACUAGCCAUGAUAGGGAAUGAGAUCAUUUGCAAACUUGCCUGUUCUUUGUAUUUCCUUUAUCAUUUUGUAAUUUGUAUAAUCCUUUCGAUGAUUAAUAACUUUCUUUAAUAUA
Molecule: messenger RNA, 2753 nt
Organism: Pomacea canaliculata
Lineage: Eukaryota; Metazoa; Mollusca; Gastropoda; Architaenioglossa; Ampullariidae
Product: T-box transcription factor TBX1-A-like
Exons: 5
Coding region: 573-1547 (324 amino acids)
Biological process (GO): regulation of transcription by RNA polymerase II; positive regulation of DNA-templated transcription; cell fate specification
Cellular component (GO): nucleus
Molecular function (GO): DNA-binding transcription factor activity, RNA polymerase II-specific; RNA polymerase II cis-regulatory region sequence-specific DNA binding
Source: RefSeq, a predicted model, not a curated record